Messenger RNA from Entamoeba dispar SAW760, 681 nucleotides. RefSeq names its product kinesin heavy chain isoform 5C, putative. Lineage: Eukaryota; Evosea; Mastigamoebida; Endamoebidae. The record is from RefSeq and is a predicted model, not a curated record. Gene Ontology annotation, molecular function: microtubule motor activity; ATP hydrolysis activity; microtubule binding. The transcript has 2 exons. Gene Ontology annotation, cellular component: microtubule; kinesin complex. Gene Ontology annotation, biological process: microtubule-based movement. Bases 1 to 681 code for a protein of 226 amino acids.
AUGAAUCAAAUAAUUGAGGUUGGAGUUCGUGUUAGACCUUGUUUCAAAACAGAAGUCGCAGAAAGAUGUUGUUCUGUUGAUGAGGAAAAAGAGUCAGUAACAAUGAACUCUCCAAAUGAAGAAUGUUUUUUUGAUUUUGUUAAAAAUGAAACCUCUCCACAAAAAGAUAUGUUUCAACGUGUUGGAAAUUCAUUAGUCUCUUGUUGUCUAAAUGGAAGUAAUGCGACUUUAUUUGCUUAUGGACAAACAGGAAGUGGUAAAACAUAUACUGUAUUCGGUAAUUAUGUUGCAAAAGAAAGAAAAAUCACUCAACCGGGUUUAGUCCCUCGGUGUUUAGAGUUAUUGUUUCAAAAGAAAACAAAAACAGCAUCAGUCAGUUUAUCAAUGUUUGAAAUAUAUAAUGAUUCUUUCUAUGAUCUUAUGAAUGAAGGAAAAAAAUGUGAAGUUAAAGCUGAUAUAAGUGGAGCUGUUAUUUUUAAUGGACUGUUAGAAAUUAGUGUCAGACAAUGGGAAGAGGCAUUGACUCAUACAAUUAACGGAUAUGCAUUCAGAAAAACUAGUUCAACAAAGAUGAAUUCACAAUCUUCUCGGUCUCAUUGUAUUACAAUAAUUAGGGUUGGAAAAGGAACGUUAGUUUUUGUUGAUUUAGCUGGUUCAGAAAGAAUUGAAAGAUCAGUGUAA